UGAGCAGGGACCCUGAUGAGGGGCUUGAUUGCGGGGCUCGAUUAUGGGACUCAAUCCCAGGACCCUGAGAGCAUGACCUGAGCCGAAGGCAGACGCUUAACCGACCGAGCCACCCAGGCGCCCCGUACAGCUUUUUCAGGUGUAGGUUUGUGCGUCGGCCACCACCAUGGUCAAGACCGAUGAGGAUCCCUCAUGUUGCUUUUUUUACAACCACAUCCCGUUCCCCUUCCAGUUCCCUAACCCUUGGCAAUAGAAAUCUGUUCUCCUUUUCUAAAAUGUUGUCAUUGGACAUAAUAUCUUUUUACACACAUGUAAUUACACACUUCUCUAUUAUGUAUACUUUUUCAAAGUGCUCUCGCAUCCUUUAUGACAAUUCGGCAAGGUAGCCAGGGAAGGCUUCCCUGUUUUAGGGCAGUAAACAGGUUCAGAGAGGUUCAAUGAUUUAGUGAAGGUCACAUGUUCAGCAGUACGUCUAGAACUGGCACCCAAGUCUGAUAUCAAUCCUAGACAUUUUCUACCUGACCAGACUGCCUCUUCAUCUGGGAAGACGCGGUCGUUAGAAUCCAGACACUCUAGAACGAGCAAAUGGGAGAAGGUGAGGGCAUGGCGGCCUUACUGAGUAAGGGACAGGUGGGGCCAGGUAGGGAGAGAUAGGGAUCAGGCUUACAAAAAUCCCCAAAAUGUGGAGGUGUAAAGAAGCCAGAGAUAAGGGAACAAACCAGACCACCCUGUCCUAUGUGUCAGAGGUGGGGUCUUGUUAUAACAACUACUGUGACCAACAAAGAAUUACCAGACCCUAAAAAGGAAGUAAGCCAUUGAAGGUGUUAUCACUAGUCUUUACUCAAUGGUGCUAUCAGUAGAGAUGUUAAAAGGAUUUAAGUUCCCUGGUUAGCCUUCAAUUAAAGACCAACCCUAAAAGCCCUCAGUGGCAACCCUGUCAGGACCCCUCUCCUGAGAGCUUUUUCUGUAUCCUCACGCAAUAGAACUCCAUCACUUUACUCACUCUCCUCGGUCGGGGGGAGAUUCAUUCUUUGAUUCUGGGAGACAAGAUGAGACAAGAACCUCGCUCUCCCACUUCAUUGCACCUGAAGCAAAAGGUGAAUGUCUAGAGGUGAGGGGACAGAUGCGGUGACAGGACCCAUCAGCAUUUUCGGCAGUAUGCUUCCUUGACCAGGAGGGUCUCUGACCCCUGACAGUGGGGGACACAGUCAGUGAUAAAGGGCUCUCAGAUCCCCCAGCUUGUUUUAUUCAGGCCUUAAAAGAAAGUGAGGAAUGACUAUCAGGGAGAAAUUCUGGCUCCAGUUGUUUUGUCUUGCAGGCAGAGAGUAGGUUCUAGCCUCAGCAUUUUCAUUAGUGUAGUGUUUUCAUUAAAAUCUCCAUUAACUCGUUUGCGGCAACGAGAUGGAAUCAUCCCUCCCACCAGGCCUGGGCUGAGACGCUUGCAGAAGGGCUCCCUUUCCUUCGGGCAGUACAAACGCUGCUUCCCCGUGAGGAUGUUCAGUUCAGUGGGCAGGUGGGGCUGGGGCCUGGCCCAGGGGAUCUUACCUGGUGGCCCUUUACCUGGGAGGACUAGAACGGCUUCGAUUUGAGCCCUGGGGCCCGGGAGGGAAGGAGGUCCUAGCUAGGGCUAAGACUUCCCUCAUGUAGGUCCUUGUGCCUCUCAGUUCUUCCCCAACAAAGUUUGACGGAGAAGAAGCUGGCACAUGGCUGAAACGCACUCACGAGGUUGGGGGAGGGUGUUCUUCCAGCCCCCCCCCAGGGCCUCCUGCCCCUCCUGAGUACCUGUCAUCAAAAGAGUCGAUGACGAAGCCCCCUCAGCCCCCACACCUCAGGGAGUUGUCAAGUACUCUCCCUCCCACCUGAGUAGGAAGCAGGCGCACAGGCCAGGUUGCGGUUGAGGAAGGCAGAAGUUAACUCGAGCUGAGUUUGCAGCUCUGGAGAGAUGGAGCAGCAGGCUUUUCUCUUGUCACUUUGGAAGGAGAGGAUUGUGAGGCCGCCCCUUGAAAUAGCAUUCCCGUAGGAGGCACAUCACAGCCAUCCGUCACCGCUGCCAAAGCAUCACUUUUGGUCUCUAUCAAACUCAAAGCUUGUUGGGAGGAAUUGUGGGGUUAGGGGAGGGAAGAGGCAGGGUCUCCAAGGGGCAGGGGCAGUUUGGAAGGCCAAAAGGAGAGGAAUGAGGCUGGCAGAAGCAGCCUGGAAAAGGGGGGGUUGGGGCAAGGGGACAGGGAGAGAAAAAUCGUGGUCUUUUGAGCCUAUGGAUGGAGCAGACAUAUCUGGUUUUUAUCCGUGUGGGGCAGGAUAAGGCAGAUGUGGGAUUAAAUUGCCGCAAGGAUGAGGUUGAGGUUAAACACCAGGACUGGUGACUAAAGAAGGAGAAAGGAAGCCGCAGGAUGGAAAAAGCACAAGAAAAAGGUUAGGAGGCUUGGCCCUGGCUUUGUUGCUUGCUCUCUGUGGGGACCACGUCAUUUUUCUGGGCUUAGUUCUCCCACUCGUUAAAUGGAGGGGGUCAGACUAGAUGGACUAUAAAGUAUCUUUCAUGAAUAACUUUUUGUUUUGUUUUGUUUCGGUGAAUUUUCCUUUUCUUAAAAUGGGUUAGGAAUUGGGGGCCUGGGAAAUCAGGGUGGGAUAUGCCACUGUGUUGACAAGACCUGUCGAGAUCCCUCUGGAAGUACGUCUCCCGCCUCUUUUCCACCUCUUUUGUUUAAUACCUACCUAAUUUGGGCAGCUCCUUAGCUCUGAUCCUAAUUUGCAAUUCUUUUGUAGUUUCCAGCCCAUUCUUUUUCAGUUGUUAGGAAGGUGAUUGCUCUCAAGUUUGAGAUCUGGAUUGUGUAGGAGUCUGACUGGGGUCUUGGCUGCCGCUUUGCCUUGGCUGGGACUCUUCCGCAGACGAGGAGGGGGAAAGGGAGAUGGACACAGAAGCUAGAUGGACAGAGACGGGGAGUCCCACACUCUUUCUGCUUUUUCUCCUUCUCUGACUGCCAUCUCCUUCUGCCUGGGUACUUGCUAGGAGCUGGUUCUGCUGAUACCUCUCUGUCCUGCCAGGUCUGAAGGUCUGACCUAACCUAAUUACCUACAAGGCAAUUCUUUUAUGCUGGAAGUCUUCACCCAGCCACUUCACUUCUACUCUUUUCUCCUCCAUUGCCUGCGGGGGGGAGGGAGCCUCACCCCGAUAUUUAGAAUGGAGUAAAUACCUUGUCCUGACCAUCCCUCCUUCCAACCUCCGGAGUCCUUGAAAUUAAAACUCACAUUCAGCGAUUCUGGAUUAGUGGCCUGUUUGGGAUCCAGCAGUUAGUGAAUAUAUCUCUACUUUCUGUUUACAUGGGAUUUUCCCACAGCGCUAAGGUAGGCGGUCAUUAAGGAGGAGAACAAUUCGAAGGGAUCCUGAGGUGCUUCCUGCCAGAAUCCUAGGUAGGAUUCAGCCGGAUGGAAGAGGCUUGCCCUGUUACAAAGUCUUGAAUUUCAGUUCAUUAAUUCUACAAAAUUUUUUUUAAAAAGAUUUUAUGUAUUUAUUUGAGAGAGAAAACACAAGCAGGGGGAGGGGCAGAAGGAGAGGGAGAGGGAAAAGCAGACUCCCUGCCCAGCCCGGAGCCUGACGAGGCUGGGCUAGAUCCCAGGACCGGGGGGCUCCAUCCCAGGCUGGAGGGAUCAUAACCUGAGCCGAAGGCAGGUGCCCAACCUACUAGGCGCCUCUCGUUCUACAAACGUUUUAAGCAGCUACGCUGUAUUGUGCUGGGUCCUUAGCCAUCAGAUUUCUUUUAGAGGAAAGAAGGACCCGCUGCAGGAGGGGCUGAGGUGAGACGCCAGGAACGGUUUCCUGGUUCUAACGGAGUUCUGUACAGAGAUGAUGCGGUCCCGCCUGCUCUGGUGGAUUCUGUCCGGAAAGCUUUAAACUCCCACUGGCCAGGCGGAUGGAUAGAGGCACGGGGUGCGGGGGGGGAGGCCGCAGCUACAGAGACCUAUCAGGACCAUCGAGUCACGGCAACUCGGAGCAGCCCUCGAACUUUGCCCCUCGAAGGCAGGAGCGCAAGGCGGGGGUUCGGUCCGGGACUGGGUUCCGACGGCGGCCGGUUUCCCGCCGCCACAGUGCCCAGCUCCCCCAGGCAGGCUCACCCCGACCCCUCCCUCCCCACACGCGGCGCACAGGCGGCUCGGCACGCGUGGGCGCACGAAGCCCCACGCGCACACACGGAAACUCCGAACGCAGCCCAGGGACGGCCCCGCCGCCCACACGGAGCGCUGCGGCCGCCCGCGCCGGGCACCGUGUAAACACGCGCUCGCAGCCCCCGCGCGGGCCACACGCCGCCGCUCGUCCCGCGCGCCCCGCUGCGUGCGCUCCGGCCUCGGCGCGGCCGUCUGCGUGCGCCCCCGGCAGGCGAGGAGGGGCCGCGAGGAGUGAGAGACGAGCCGGCAGGCCGAGAGGGGAGGGCGCGCAGGGAGGGGGCCGGCCGGGGGAGGAGGAGAGAGCAGGGGAGGCGGCCCCGGCAGCGCGCGGCGGCGGCGGCGGCGCGGAGAGCCCGGACUGGGAGCCAGAGCUCGGCUGGACAGCGCGAGAGCAGGAGCCGCAGCAACUGCAGCGCUGCCAGCUUGGGCCGAGCCCAGAGACACCGGCCUGGCUGGACCGCGCCAGCCGCAGACAGAGGCUGAGCAUGGAGCUGUCCCCCCGCAGCCCUCCCGAGAUGCUGGAGUCGGAUUGCCCGUCACCCCUGGAGCUGAAGUCAGCCCCCAGCAAGAAGAUGUGGAUUAAGCUUCGGUCUCUGUUGCGCUACAUGGUGAAGCAGCUGGAGAACGGGGAAGUAAACAUCGAGGAGCUGAAGAAAAACCUGGAGUACACGGCUUCUCUGCUGGAGGCCGUCUACAUAGACGAGACUCGGCAAAUCUUGGACACGGAGGACGAGCUGCAGGAGCUGCGGUCAGAUGCCGUGCCUUCGGAGGUGCGGGACUGGCUGGCCUCCACCUUCACCCAGCAGGCCCGGGCCAAAGGCCGCCGCGCAGAGGAGAAGCCCAAGUUCCGGAGCAUUGUGCACGCGGUGCAGGCUGGGAUCUUCGUGGAACGGAUGUUCCGGAGAACGUAUACCUCUGUGGGCCCCACCUAUUCCACUGUGGUCCUCAGCUGUCUCAAGAACCUGGACCUCUGGUGCUUCGAUGUCUUUUCCUUGAACCGGGCAGCAGAUGACCACGCCCUGAGGACCAUUGUCUUCGAGUUACUGACUCGGCAUAGCCUCAUCAGCCGCUUUAAGAUUCCCACUGUGUUUUUGAUGACUUUCCUGGAUGCGCUGGAGACAGGCUAUGGGAAGUACAAGAACCCUUACCACAACCAGAUCCACGCAGCUGAUGUUACCCAGACGGUCCAUUGCUUCUUGCUGCGCACGGGGAUGGUGCACUGCCUGUCGGAGAUCGAGGUCUUAGCCAUCAUCUUCGCUGCAGCCAUCCAUGACUAUGAGCACACAGGCACUACCAACAGCUUCCACAUCCAGACCAAGUCAGAAUGCGCCAUCUUGUACAAUGAUCGCUCAGUGCUGGAAAAUCACCACAUCAGCUCUGUCUUCCGGAUGAUGCAGGAUGACGAGAUGAACAUUUUCAUCAACCUCACCAAGGAUGAGUUUGUAGAGCUACGGGCCCUGGUCAUCGAGAUGGUGUUGGCCACGGACAUGUCCUGCCAUUUCCAGCAAGUGAAGUGCAUGAAGACGGCCUUGCAGCAGCUGGAGAGGAUUGACAAGUCCAAGGCCCUGUCUCUACUGCUCCAUGCUGCCGACAUCAGCCACCCAACCAAGCAGUGGUCGGUUCACAGCCGCUGGACCAAGGCCCUCAUGGAGGAGUUCUUCCGUCAGGGUGACAAGGAGGCAGAGCUGGGUCUGCCCUUUUCUCCGCUGUGUGACCGCACUUCCACUCUGGUGGCACAGUCACAGAUUGGUUUCAUCGACUUCAUCGUGGAGCCCACCUUCUCCGUGCUCACUGAUGUGGCUGAGAAGAGUAUGCAGCCCCUGGUGGACGAGGACUCCAAGUCUAAGAACCAGCCCAGUUUCCAGGGGCGCCAGCCUUCUCUGGAUGUGGAAGUGGGAGACCCCAACCCUGAUGUGGUCAGCUUCCGCUCUACCUGGACCAAACACAUUCAGGAGAACAAGCAGAAAUGGAAGGAACGGGCGGCAAGUGGCGUCACCAACCAGUUGUCCAUUGAUGAACUGUCGCCCUGUGAGGAAGAGGCCCUGCCCUCCCCUGCGGAAGACGAACACAACCAGAAUGGGAAUCUGGACUAGCCUGGGGCUGGCCCAGGUCCUCAGUGAGUCCGCAGUGUUCGACGUCAUCAGCACCAUCCAUCGGGACCAGCUCCCCCAUCUGCUCCAAGGGAGCGUGGAGGUUGAGGAACAGACAACACACCCGAAGGCCAAAUGUCAGAGACUGUGGGGUUGGGGGAAGGGCCCCUCCCCACUCGACACCCAUUGGGGCGCACUUUAAUUUCCCAGCAGCAAGUCUGGGGAACUUUAGGCUCCCAGUGGUCACUGUGCCCAUCCCCCUGCCUCUGGACUCCCCGCACCCCUGCGGCCAGAUGGCUGGCUGGGAGAGGGGGGCUUCUUGGAGGCCUCCCAGGGCCCAGGGGGGAGGGUCAGAGAUGCCAGCCCCUGGGCCCUCCCCUAUCCUUUUUGCCUCCAAGUUUCUAAGCAAUACAUUUUGGGGGGUUCCCUCAGCCCCCCCCAGAUCUUAGCUGGCAGGUCUGGAUCCCCCUUUUCCUCCCCUGGGAGGGGCUGGAAUAGGAUAGAAAGCUGGGGGUUUUCAGAGCCCUGUGUGUGGAGAGGGGCAUGGGAGCUUCCUAGGGCCUGGGAGUGCAGGGGUGUUCUCUUUCCCCCAGACCUACACUGCUUCAGGACCAUCCCCAGCCUCCCCCCCCAACCCCGAUCUUCCUCCCCCCUCCCAUUCUGAAACGUCCCCUGGGGGGAAGAGAGGAGGCCUCUCCUGGGUCCGCAAGAACUUGGGAUUGGUCUAGGCCCCUGGGGCUUGUCGCCUACCCUGGCUGUCCUGAGCCCUUUGCCUCCUUCCUCUCCCCAGGGCUGGGAGGCUCCCAUCCGACCAAUGUCUGUAAAGUGCUUUGCGGUCCCCCUAGCAAAGCACCUUCAGGACGCAUCUUCCGAGCACAGGCAGGAGACCAGCUGGCUUGGGGCCAAGGGUGCGUGGGGAGGGUGAGGUAUAAUCCAGUCGUCCUGCAUUGCUGUCAGAGGGCCCCUCCCCUGCCCCCUUCCAGAACCCCCCCAGCUGCAGGGACCAAGAGGCCCCUCCCCUGGGACCAGUGGGGAGUGGUGGGAGGAAAGCAGAUAGGAGGGACUCAGGGCUGCUGCCGUUGUUGUGUCCCCUGAAGGCAGCCCGCCAGGCCCUGUGCCCCUUCUCCUACGGCUCCUUGAGCAGCCUUGUCCCAGGAAAGGCCCAAGUCCAGGUGACUGCCCUCCUCCUACCUUGUAAAUACCAACCAUGCAUUUGUACAGUGGGCCCCAUUUGUGUGAAGUCCAUAUCCAUGGUCUCUUAGACCCGCCACCUUGACACUUGUCCCUCCUACCCCACCCCAAGUGGGGCAGAGACGCAUGUGAUUCACCCCUGCCCUUGGUCUCCCAGAACCCUGCUAUAGCCAGAGAUCAAUAAAGAAGGGAGACCAGGCCUGGCUGUGUUCCGUGUUCGCUGGAUGGAAGUCCACCGAGUAUCUCCAUGUACACUGUCUCUUUCAAGCUCGAAAAAAUCCUGGUGUGGUGUCCUCCCUAUUAUGUCUGUGCGUGGGGAGGCUGGGGCCUGGGGAGGGGAGGUCGUGCCUGAGGGCACGCAGUAGGGAUGGCGGGGGUGGGACUCCUGAGGCACCUCCUUUCUACCAACGUGCUUCUUCAGUAGGGAAGGGCGACUCUCGCCUUCCCUCCUCCCCUCCCCUCUCCACCACCUGGAAAAAUCAAAAGCGGCGGCAGGAGAGUCCUGGCUUGCCGUGGAAGUUUCUUCACCUGUUCUGGGUUUUCGUCUUUUGCCCUGGCCCCUCCGGGUCCGGAUCAGGGAGAGAGCUGAUCUUUCCGGCUCCCAGCCAGGGCCUCUUUGUUAAUAGCCAUUGUGUUCUCAACCCAUCUUUGCUGCCGGGUUGGAACAGGGGUGGUGGUCUCCUCAUUGCCGGAGGAGGGACCACAUCCUGAAGCCUGGGAAUCACUGAGGCUUGGAGGGCGGGCAGGGAGGCAUCCACACAACCCUCUUUCCCGUGGGCCAAGGGCCAGGGCGCAGUCCCCCCUUCUGUCCAGCAGACGGCAGCCGCAGCACAGGCACAGCUGGAGCGGCCUUCCAACUCCAAGUUCCACAGCUGCAGGGCAGCCCUGCCAGGUGCUUGUAUCUUCUCCUCGGUUAGAGAAGAGAACCCAGGCCUUUCCUUCCUUCUUGGUGCCCUGGAAGUUAGUCCUUACACCUGUGUGACCCCCAUCUCUCUUGCCACAGCAAGUAGGGGCAGGGCUGGGGGAGAACUCUCUCCCUCACCCCCUUCUUCAAGGCUCCUGCCCA
Molecule: messenger RNA, 8508 nt
Organism: Ailuropoda melanoleuca (giant panda)
Lineage: Eukaryota; Metazoa; Chordata; Mammalia; Carnivora; Ursidae
Gene: PDE1B
Product: phosphodiesterase 1B
Exons: 16
Coding region: 3909-6254 (781 amino acids)
Biological process (GO): signal transduction
Molecular function (GO): 3',5'-cyclic-nucleotide phosphodiesterase activity
Source: RefSeq, a predicted model, not a curated record